Coregonus sp. 'balchen' is the source of this 20286-nucleotide messenger RNA. The record is from the annotation of a GenBank genome assembly. Lineage: Eukaryota; Metazoa; Chordata; Actinopteri; Salmoniformes; Salmonidae.
ACCACCACACUAUCGCCAGGCUCGGGCCACGCCAGAAGAUGCAACGACACAGAGAAGGAUUACUGCGUGAAUGGCGGCGACUGUUACUUUAUACAUGGUAUCAAUCAGCUCUCCUGCAAGUGAGUCCUCGCCGCUAUUUCAGGAUUUGACCUAGUGCAACAUUUGAUGGUAUUUUGAACUGUACUUGGACAAUUGUCUUUGUUUUCAGCCUCUGUCUUCUUUCCUUCUUGUAAUGAGAGAUCAAUUGCAGGAUCAAGACUCCAGUCAUGUCAAGUGAUUUCAAACCCUCUUCUCCAACAUAUCAGAGCCCUAUUCCCUGUCUCCAUCAUAUGAUUGUAAUCUCCAUCUAUCCCCCCAUUCAUCUUCCUCUUAGCAUCCCUCCAGCCCCCUCUCUCUUACAGGAGGCCCGGCAUAGCAGAAGAGUACAGGAAGGCACUGCCAGUAUGUAAAGAUGUCUAUUGUAGGGGUUUGUGUCUCUUUCAUGUAUACUUUGGUUGCUGAUAAGGAGGAUAGAUUGUGGUCUGCUCAUCAUUCUCAGCCCACGUUUAGCGUGCAGGAGCCUCACACAUGAAAAGGCCUUUAGAAAUGUCAUGAUUCACUGGUAUUGUAAGGAACAAAUAUUUACGCCAGUCAGAGGCCUCGAGCGAGCUAAAGAGAAUUGUUGUUUACAUCUCAAGACCUUUGAAACGAGGGUCAGAUUUACAACAUUGGUUUUAAAUCAAGUGCGCUAAAAACAUUUUGUUUUUGGAAGAUAAAUGUUUUUCUCUUGAUUGUGAAUGUGGCAACGAUGAGCUGAUUAGCUUUCUAGGUAAGAUUCUGCUUCAUGUGUACUGGAUGUACUAGCUAUAUGCUAGUUUGAACGUGUUGAUGUGCAUUUGAAUAUUUAUAUGUUGAAAUGUGUAGGUGUGCAGAAGCUGUAGUAUAACAGCAUAUGCAAGAAUGUACAUAGAGUAUAUGCGUUUGUAUACUGGGUGUUGGCCUUGCAAAAGACAAGUCUUUGCAGCAAUUUCAGAACAAGUAAAUGUUUACGGUGCUGUAAUCCUGCAUAGUAACAGUUUGCAUCAAUAUGACAGCCUGUGCCAGGGAAAGAGUGGUGUGCUGUUGUGUUUUACAUCUCUACAGCUACAGUAUCACCUAUUAUAGUGUGCUUUGGUCCAUGAUGUAAAUAUCACAUAUGCUUCCAUAUUUGUCUAAGGUGAAGAAUGGUGUGCAGGUCCACUGGCCAGCCGUUGUGUGUGUUCAGCUGGCCCCAGGAACACUGUUCAGCAAGCAAUGAGGACAUGGCUGCAACAGCCAUUCGAUAAGCUGUGUACAAAUUGGAGGGAGCAAUAACUCAAUUGCUGCAGCUAACUCACUCACGGUUGAGGCACGGGUCCAAAAAAGUCGAAUAAUGCAGUGGAGGCCUGCAGGGAAUUGUUGCCCCAAAGCCAUCUCAUUCAAUAUAGGCCAGGCUUCAGCGGGUAUUACUCACCGUCUGAACAAGUCCAGCUGACAGCUGGCCCUAUUGUUAUGCCCUUGACUUUGAAGUAUAACGUUCUUUAGAGGGAAGGAAAAGUUUUAACGAAUGACCCUAUAGGUAAUUAUGUCCCUGACAUGUAGCGCUGUAUUUCAUAAUACACAAUAUCAGCCACAUCAGCAAUGUCUGCUCGAUAAGGAUUCCUGCAAGUCAGGGACAAAAAGACGGACGGGAACAGUGAAUGGCAUGAAUCAGGAUAGAGUACGAAAGCUCUGUUAUGCUCUGCGCAAUAGGUUGGAGGUACAGUACAUGUAAGACUCAACAGGCCAUUAUUCUUCAUGAAGGAUAAGGGACUCCCUAAGGAGAAUACUCAUCAGAUAUCUGACUGCUAACUGCCUUUGGGUUCAAUACUGUCAAUUUAGUCUAAGGGAUUUGUUCUGCCUAAAUGCUAGUGGGCUAUGUAUGGGUGUCACGUUCGUUGAACGACUGGUUGAACCAAGGCGCAGCGUGAUAUGCAUACAUGUUUAUUUGAACCGAAUAAACAACGACAAAACAACAAACUAAACGAAACGUGAAGUCCAAGGUACACAUCAACAUACCUCACACGGAACAAGAUCCCACAACCCACUAGUGCCAAUAGGCUGCCUAAUUAUGGUCCCCAAUCAGAGACAACGAGCGACAGCUGCCUCUGAUUGGGAACCACACCGGCCAACAUAGAUCUAGACAUACUAGACUAUAAACAUAGAUCUACACCACAUAGGAAAUCACACCCUGACUCAACAAAUAAGAGUCCCCAGAGUCAGGGCGUGACAGUACCCCCCCCCCCAAAGGUGCGGACUCCGACCGCACAACCUUUACUUAACAGGGUAGGGGCCGGGUGGGCAUUCCACCUCGGAGGCGGAUCCGGCUCCGGGCGUGACAACCACCUAUUCUCCGCCUCCCUGUUGCGCCCCUGGUCUGGUCUGGACCUCGGCGCACUGCUUCCCCUCUCCUUCCUCCCACUAUACUCCAAGCCCUGUCUGGACCCUGGUGUGGGAGACCCCGAACCUGGAGAGGGGCUGACGUCUGGGUCUGGACUAGAGCCGCUGACCGGAGCUGGACCAGGCACCGGUGGAGCGGACUGCUCAGGUUCCGGACUGGAGCCGCUGACCGGAGCUGGACUGGGCACCGGUGGAGCGGCCUGCUCUGGCUCCGUAGUGGAGCCGCUGACCGGAUCUGGACUAGACCCCGGUGGAGCGGACUGCUCUGGCUCCGGAGUGGAGCUGCUGACCGGAGCUGGAUUAGGCACCGGUGGAGCGGACUGCUCUGGCUCCGGAGUGGAGCCGCUGACCUGGAUCUGGACUAGACCCCGGUGGAGUGGACUGCUCUGGCUCCGGAGUGGAGCAGCUGACCGGAGCUGGAUCAUGCACCGGUGGAGUGGACUGGUCUGGCUCCGGACUGGAGCAGCUGACCGGAGCUGGAUCAGGCACCGGUGGAACGGGCACGGGCCGUGCCGGACUGGACACACUCACCACUGGUCUGGUGCGAGGAGCGGGCACGGGCCGAACCGGACUAGGAACAUGCACCACUGUCUUGGUGAGAGGAGCAGGAACAGGCCGGGCCGGACUGGCGACACGCACCACUGGCUUGGUGCGAGCAGCGGGAACAGGCCGGGCCGGGAACACGCACCACUGGUUUGAUGCGAGGAGCAGGAACAGGCCGGGCCGGGCUGGCGACACGCACCACUGGCUUGGUGCGAAGAGCAGGAACAGGCCGGGCCAGGCUGGCGACGCGCACCACUGUCUUGGUGCGAGGAGCAGGAACGGGUCGGGCUGUACUGGGAACACGCACCACUGGCUUAGUGCGGGGAGCAGGAACGGGCCGGACCGGGCUGGCGACGCGCACCACUGGCUUGGUGCGAGGAGCAGGAACAGGCUGGGCCGGGCUGGCGACGCGCACCACUGGUUUGGUGCGAGGAGCAGAAACAGGCCGGGGCGGGCUGGCGACGCGCACCACUGUCUUGGUGCGAGGAGCAGGAACGGGUCGGGCCGUACUGGGAACACGCACCACUGGCUUAGUGCGGGGAGCAGGAACGGGCCGGACCGGGCUGGCGACGCGCACCACUGGCUUGGUGCGAGGAGCAGGAACAGGAUGGACCGGGCUGGCGACGCGCACCACUGACUUGGUGCGAGGAGCAGGAACGGGUCGGGCCGUACUGGGAACACGCACCACUGGCUUAGUGCGGGGAGCAGGAACGGGCCGGACCGGGCUGGCGACGCGCACCACUGGCUUGGUGCGAGGAGCAGGAACGGGUCGGUCUGUACUGGGAACACGCACCACUGGCUUAGUGCGGGGAGCAGGAACGGGCCGGACCGGACUGGCGACACGCACCACUUGCUUGGGUUCCUUUAUUAACCCCCGCUCCUUCUGCUGCCUAACCAGCUCCUCUCGCCGUGCCUCUACACUUUCCUUCUCCCUUUUAGCCUCCUGUAGCGCCUCCCUCUCAGAGACAACGAGCGACAGCUGCCUCUGAUUGGGAACCACACCGGCCAACAUAGAUCUAGACAUACUAGACUAUAAACAUAGAUCUACACCACAUAGAAAAUCACACCCUGACUCAACAAAUAAGAGUCCCCAGAGUCAGGGCGUGACAAUGGGUUUGCUUGGUUUAUGUUGAAAGAAGAUAUUUAAUCCUGUUUAAACACUCAAACCGAUUUUGAUUUGUUUCAAUAUGUGCUCUAUAAGUGUGUUAUUUUAUGAGGACUGAGUUCAACAUUUGUUUAUUUUACGGAGACAGUCAUUUCUCCAGAAGCCCUUGUUGUGUGAUCCUCAGGUUAACAUAUCACUCAGUAAGAGUAAUUUGGCAAGGAAUAGCAUAAUACUCCUGGGAGGCAUUUUGUAAAUCUCAUAAAUCAUGAGGAAUUGCUUCUGUUGGAUUGGCGGUCCCGUUGGUGGAGAGAGAGUGUGACAUUUUGGCACCGCUCAAUGAACAGCACAUCCUGAUUUGAAAGGAUUAUGGGAGAGGGGGGCAGAGGAGUCAGAAGAAGAAGAAGAAUAGAAUGAUUGUGGGAGGGGCUGCUGCAGCGUUUUUGAUUAAGUGGACAGGUGUCCCCAUAAAUAUGGUUGUGGUGGUUCAAGAGCAAACUCAACAGAGCUUUCCAACAUGAGACGUGACACUGUAACUCUGUGAGUCAACUGUCUUUACCAAAUGAAAUGCACUCUGCUGAACCAGACAGGCAGAAAGAGGAACGAACAUCAUGGCCAAUUUAUGUGGUUGCUAUAAGAUAAAGUGCAGAGGCCGGGGGCCUCUUUCUUUUAAAAUGUUUUUCUUAAUAAAGUUUCAAAAUAUGAUUACACUACUACACGUGACCCAAGUCAAACGACGGAGGGCUAUUUGCAAGCCCACGUGAAAAAGGAAGAGGUCAAGAGGGUAGAAAGAGAGAAGGAGAGGGGGAUGGUGUGAUUAGAGGGGGUUGUUUCGUCCCUGUGGGUCGGCCUCCCCCUGCACCCCUCUACCUGUACAUGUAAGUUGUAUACUUGAAAUGUUUUUUUGUUCCCUCAAUUAUUUUUCACUGCCGUAUGAACGUAUGUUUAUAUAUAUAUAUAUGUAUGUGUGCAUAUAUAGACAUGAUUAUUUUAUUUUGCUAUAGCAAAUACAGUGUUUUAUAAGCCCAUGUGGGCUGGGCAUCCUGAAGAUGCAUGACACUAUAAUAAUAAAAUAAAUAAAAUAAAAUCAUGUAGGCCCACCCCUCUGGCACUCUCAAUCAGGGCAACAUUGUUUCCAUGACCUCUGCCUUCCUCACCGGUGUACCUGUCAGUUAAAGCCUGUCUGCAACACGGAGGGGGAGGUGGGGACGGGCGGCAUUAUAUCCGCAGAAUUUUAGAUAUUCAGAGAGAGGGAGCGGAAGAGAGACUGAAAAAAAGGGAAUGCUUUAGUAUUUUGAACAGUGUACCCUCCUACUCACUCUCACUCUGCCAGCCAUGUUUUCCUCUGGCUGUUUUAUAAAGUGCCAUCCAAUGCAAAGGCACAGUUUGUUAAAGUGAUGGUUAACUCCAGAAUCCAGACGUUUUCAGCCCUUCAAAAGUUGUCUAAUGUUGAGAUGAGUCCAUGUCCUACAGUGUCUGUUGUUCGAUCCAGCUAUAUGCCUCAAUCCCAAUAUUUCAAUUUCUAUGCUUCCACGUUCCUGAUUAUUUAUCGACAGAUGCCGUUGGGUACUGCUGCAGUUGGUUUGCUAAGAACUGGUGGUGUGGAAAUGUUGCCUUAAUGAGUAUAAAUUAACCUACGAGUGUUAAUUUGUUUGAACUCAUGACACUAUUGAUUGUUAGAUGAUACAGCAACAAAGAAGUCCUCAUGGUCAACUGCCUUCUGUUCAGCAAGAGACAUUCACACUUGUUGAGCGGCACUAAUUGCUAACCCAAUUACUUUACUAAGCAAGUAAACCAAAACCUAGUAAUGUUUUUGUAAUAUAUAGCACACUGAGGCAGGGAUGCCGGUAGAAGAACCAUGUUUCUGCCCCACCAUAAUAUUGCAUAUUGUAAUGUAACCUCUCUCAGGCCUUCACCAUUAACGUGUGUACAGAGUUCAGUGCUGUGUUUUCCAUAUCACGUUGUACCUCUCCUCCUCCCCAGAUGUCCGGAUGGAUACUUCGGCCCGCGGUGCUUGCAGACUGAGCCGUUACGAUUGCGCAUGCCCAAUCCUUACAAAAGUAUGUUCACAUGACACCAACAGCUGAGAACAGAGUCACGGUUGUCACUGUGUUACCUCUAUAGUCCUCCUCUUCCUUCUCCUCCUCAUCCUCCUCCCUCUCAGGUCAACCAAAGCCAUGGGUGGUGUGCGGCACAAUGGUGUCACCGGUGGGAUCACUCUGCUUCUACUGUCCGUGGUGUUGCUGCGGUUCUAAUUCAGUGUUUUUCUGCUUCUCUCUUUCUUUGUCUCUCUCUCUCGUUCUCCCUUCACCUCCUCCCUGUCUCUUGUGCAUAUCCUCUCCCCCCCCCACCCGUGCUCUCUCUCUCUCUCUCUCUCCCUCUCUCUCUCCCUCUCCUCUCUUCUCUCUCUCUCUCUCUCUCUCUCUCUCUCUCCUCUCCCUCUCUCUCUCUCUCUCUCUCUCUCUCUCUCACUCCUUCCUCCCUUCCUCCUCCCUCUCUUUUUGCGGUUUUGUUUCCUUCCAUCAGGUGUCCGAAUGACUUUACUGGUGACCGCUGUCAAAACUACGUCAUGGCCAGUUUCUACCGUAUGUCCAUUUCCUCUUCUGUCUGUCCUGUCCUGUCCUGUCUGUCUGUCCUGCACGUUGACUUGAGGCAUGGGCGCCGUGUUGUGUUGCCCUUCAUAGUUGUUAUUCUACCAUCUGUGUCUGUUGACUCAUCAAUUCAACUACCUUGUCCCGUGGCGAUGCUCCCCUCAGACCAACACCGUUCAUUUGUUGAUGUUCUAAUUUUAGAACAAAUUACUGCAUUAGAGAGAAUUAGCAUAGCGAUGCAUACACUGGACGUCUGCAUGUGACUUGGUACUGAAUGUCCUUGACGUUAAUAUGUACAGUAAUUGCAUGUGCUCUGCUAGAAAUAACCCUAACUGAGUUGGAUUGCUGAGUGUACCUCCAGAUAUUUGAAAACUCUACUACUAGUUGACUGCACGGCAGCGCAGUCUAAUGAAAAACACAUGAUACAAUAUCAAACCCUCCCUAACAACAUGACAAUAAUGCUUGUAUGAUAUCGAAUCAAACACAUUAAUUUGUGAUAAAAUUAGUGCUGAUCCAUGGACAGAAAGACCCUGAUUUAUAUUGCAUUAGUUAUCCAACAUGUAUGUCAGGUGACAUGGCUGUUAAGAAUUAGACUGAUGACACCUGAUUUAGCUUAAUGACAUUGCUAAUUGUAAUACAAAUUGACUAAUUUUCUAAUUUAUUUGUAUCUUUUGUCAAUUAGUUAUUGAUAAGACAAACUAUCCCAGGGUCAUUUUUGACUAUCCGUUCAUGUAUCAUCUCUAAAUCCCAUGGGAAUGCAAUAAACAAAGUCAGCAUGUAGGCAUUGCAUCACUUUAUACGGAACAUGCUGGUCUUUAUAAAAUGCACAGGCAGUUUACAAUGACAACACCUGCCUUUACUAGUCACAUCAUGGAUCAGGACAUGUAUGUAGAAUGCCAUUCUCACAGUUGUUUUCCCUGACCACACACAAAAUCUCUCUUAGCUUGCCCUGCAAUACUCUUCACUGUUUUUGUAUGAACAAGUCCCAAGCUUUAGCAGCAGCAGAAUGCCAUCCUCACCGUAAAACAACAGACCCUGGCUGCCUGCUCUCACAGAGGUCCCCCUCAGCUCUUAGUUCCUGCCCUGUAAUUACAGUGCAGUAUUGAAUAGAACUAGUGGCCCGGGGCGACAGACUUAAACCCUGUACCGGCGCUCCACGUUGGCAACCCCAGCAAGGAUGUCCGUCAACCUCACAAUUACACCCAGAUUAGAGAGAGGCAUGUGGAGAACUUGAGCUCGGCAGCUCAUGCCUUGAAGCUAUUGGCUCUGAUGUAUGUCCGCACACUGUGUGGGAUCAUGCCUUUGUGCCCCACUCAAUGUUGCUAUGUACCCCAGUGUUUGCACUUCAACUUCUAUGUUGUUAACUAGUAUUUAUCCGUGAGUAGAUUUUUAAAGGGCAGUUUAUGUAUCCAAAAGAGAUUUACAUUAACAAAACAUAAAUCUGUGUCUGCUUUCUUGUAGCUCUUCAAAUGUCACGUAGGGUUCUCUAGUUUCGCAUGAACAAAAGGGGAAAUGUACGAUAUGCAAUUACAAAAGUCCACAGUAUAUGAUUAAACAUUGGGCCUGUUUCCAAUGUCAUGUCAUGGCAUAUGAUUUAUAGUAUUGCAAUAUUGUAGUUACAGUUGGGGGGAAAAGUAUUUAGUCAGCCACCAAUUGUGCAAGUUCUCCCACUUAAAAAGAUGAGAGAGGCCUGUAAUUUUCAUCAUAGGUACAAGUCAACUAUGACAGACAAAAUGAGAAAAAAAAUCCAGAAAAUCACAUUGUAGGAUUUGUAAUGAAUUUAUUUGCAAAUUAUGGUGGAAAAUAAGUAUUUGGUCACCUACAAACAAGCAAGAUUUCUGGCUCUCACAGACCUGUAACUUCUUCUUUAAGAGGCUCCUCUGUCCUCCACUCGUUACCUGUAUCAAUGGCACCUGUUUGAACUUGUUAUCAGUAUAAAAGACUCCUGUCCACAACCUCAAACAGUCACACUCCAAACUCCACUAUGGCCAAGACCAAAGAGCUGUCAAAGGACACCAGAAACAAAAUUGUAGACCUGCACCAGGCUGGGAAGACUGAAUCUGCAAUAGGUAAGCAGCUUGGUUUGAAGAAAUCAACUGUGGGAGCAAUUAUUAGGAAAUGGAAGACAUACAAGACUACUGAUAAUCUCCCUUGAUCUGGGGCUCCACGCAAGAUCUCACCCCGUGGGGUCAAAAUGAUCACAAGAACGGUGAGCAAAAAUCCCAGAACCACACGGGGGGACCUAGUGAAUGACCUGCAGAGAGCUGGGACCAAAGUAACAAAGCCUACCAUCAGUAACACACUACGCCACCAGGGACUCAAAUCCUGCAGUGCCAGACGUGUCCCCCUGCUUAAGCCAGUACAUGUCCAGGCCCGUCUGAAGUUUGCUAGAGUGCAUUUGGAUGAUCCAGAAGAGGAUUGGGAGAAUGUCAUAUGGUCAGAUGAAACCAAAAUAGAACUUUUUGGUAAAAACUCAACUCGUCGUGUUUGGAGGACAAAGAAUGCUGAGUUGCAUCCAAAGAACACCAUACCUACUGUGAAGCAUGGGGGUGGAAACAUCAUGCUUUGGGGCUGUUUUUCUGCAAAGGGACCAGGACGACUGAUCCGUGUAAAGGAAAGAAUGAAUGGGGCCAUGUAUCGUGAGAUUUUGAGUGAAAACCUCCUUCCAUCAGCAAGGGCAUUGAAGAUGAAACGUGGCUGGGUCUUUCAGCAUGACAAUGAUCCCAAACACACCGCCCGGGCAACGAAGGAGUGGCUUCGUAAGAAGCAUUUCAAGGUCCUGGAGUGGCCUAGCCAGUCUCCAGAUCUCAACCCCAUAGAAAAUCUUUGGAGGGAGUUGAAAGUCCGCGUUGCCCAGCGACAGCCCCAAAACAUCACUGCUCUAGAGGAGAUCUGCAUGGAGGAAUGGGCCAAAAUACCAGCAACAGUGUGUGAAAACCUUGUGAAGACUUACAGAAAACGUUUGACCUGUGUCAUUGCCAACAAAGGGUAUAUAACAAAGUAUUGAGAAACUUUUGUUAUUGACCAAAUACUUAUUUUCCACCAUAAUUUGCAAAUAAAUUCAUAAAAAAUCCUACAAUGUGAUUUUGUGGAUUUCUUUUUCUCAUUUUGUCUGUCAUAGUUGACGUGUACCUAUGAUGAAAAUUACAGGCCUCUCUCAUCUUUUUAAGUGGGAGAACUUGCACAAUUGGUGGCUGACUAAAUACUUUUUUCCCCCACUGUAUCUGCAGUGCAUACCUGUCAGCAUCAUAGAGCCCCACGGUGGAGGUGUCUUAAUACCCAUACAACCUAGCGGUCAAACAGGGAAAUGGUUCCAAUCAUUUUUACAACAUUAAUUUUUCCCAUAGGGAAUUUUAGAAACGCUUCAAAUAAGGGCUGUGUUUCGUGUGGGCUUACCCUGGUGUGACGUUUUGAUAACCAUGUAAAUCUCUCUCAGACAAGGUGACUUUUAUCAAUAUAUUUGGCUCUAUUUACUCUCAGAUUCAAAAAUGCUAAUUAGCGUCUACAAAUCCCUGCAAGGUCCUGCACGUCAUCUGUAGCUGACACCUUUGCUAAAAGAUAUUGUGUCAAUUUAAAACUUGCACAAGACAGUUCACAGAAUUGUCAAUUUAAAGAGAUGUAGCCAAUUUAGUCAUUACUACAUUUAGCUAACAUUAGAUAGUUGAUCCAGAGAUUCUUACCUUUGCCUCGAUUCGGCAGUCUCGUCCAGAUGAUCAUGACAUUUGUAGUUCUUUAUGAUAGCCACAUUAGCAGCUAAUUAGCAUUUCAUUUUUGAGGGUAAAUACAGGCAAAAAUAUUGAUAAAAGUCACCUUGUCAGAGAGAGAUGUACACGGUUAACAAAAUGUCACACCAGGGUAAGCCAACAUGAAACACAGCCCUCAUUUUAAGUGUUUCUAAAAUUCCCUAUGGGAAAAAUUAAUGUUGUAAAAAUGAUUGGAACCAUUUCCCUGUUUGACCGCUAGGUUGUAUGGGUAUUAUGACACCUCCACCGUGGGGCUCUAUGAUGCUGACAGAUAUGCACUGCAGAUAACUACAAUAUUGCAAUACUAUAAAUCAUAUGCCAUGACAUGACAUUGAAUGACAGCCCUGGGUACUAGUCUCUUUAGCUAACAUUCCACUCCAUGUACUCCAUGUCAUGUGCCAUGUGUUUGUUUUUGACUUUGUUAUUUAUUAUAAUUCAAUUUUUGAGGCUCCACAAGUUAUCAUGGAAAAUAUUUAUGUUAUUUCCAACAACCAAUGAGAAACUCUGCCAUAAAUCCAAGUGCAUAUAGAUGGGUUGGUUGUUUAGUAACAAAACCGAUGCGUGUGCAACUAUGGGGCAAAACAGACGGGGUUGGCUUAGAUUGUUGACAACAUGUAAACUAUAUUUCUUCUCCAAUGUUUAUUGAAAACAUAAAUAAAUGUGCACAAUGAGCACUUAUUGUCUCUCAAAUACAUCGAUACAGUUGUUGGUUAGCUAGCUAGUGAAUUUGAGUUAUAUUAGCAUUGACAUAAAAUCAGUCAAAACAAGACAUUGUAUCAAGAACCAGAUGAAACUAGCUGGAACAAGUCGCUUACGAUUCCCCACUUGGCAGUUUCUUGUCAUUGUUGGUAGCUAUCUGGCCAUCCAGAAUCGCAACAACUCACAGACUUCUGGCCGAAAGGCCAGUCUCUUUGGCAAUGAAAAGGAGUGGAAUGUUAGCUAAAGAAACAGACUCAUGUAUACUGUUCAGUUGCAAAACAUAUACCAUAUGUAAUAUAAGCGCCUACAGACCUUUACCAGAGCCCAUGCAUACAGCCUGGUACUGUAUUCAACUGUACUGAAGUGCUAGCCCAGAGCAGAAGGCAGUGUGUUGGAGCUCUCUCACUCUACAGCUACAUCUAUCUUACUGUAAUGUUAUGUUUAACCUUAGUGCAACUGAGAUUAACACAAUUACCUCUCUUUUCAAGAAGUGUAUUCAUUGUCAACUCUAGUCAACCGAGCUAAGCCUUUUUUCCUCAAAUAACAUGCUGAGACAACCUAGAAAGGAUGUGUGGGUGACGCUUUCAAACCUCUUCCAUUAAGAUAUCCACAAUUAAAAUACUGUAAAAACAUCAGACAGGACCAAAUAUUUCAUUAACAUCGGGACCAACCAGGGAUAUAAUUAAUUCAUUAGUACAUAAACCAUUUAUCUUAAUCUUAUCCUUAGAAAUACCCCAAGAGUUUCCAGCCAUGCGUGACCCCUUUGAGAGACGACUUUGCGUGUACACACAAGUAGCAUUGGGAACAAGCUGAAUGCUCCACUUAAUAACAAAGUGAAUGAGAGAAAAGGCAGACAGAAGGGGUGAAGCUCAACCCUUUCUCCACCCUCUCCCAGUGCGAGAUCUGACAUGUGUCAUUGAAUUCAGAGAGCAGGUCAUUUCUGUGCACCAAUUUUCUCUAAACGUGCACAUUCCUGUCUGUCACGCACACAGACAGAGGUCAGGCCUACUCCAGUGACAGCACUGUAGCAAAACAUGUAAAUCCAAACAGGACUUUAGAAAUGUACUUACUUUACUAGUCAGCCAAAGAAGAAAAGCAUCUCAUAACCUAAGAAUUUGCUUGUUGGCUCCAUUUUCCAAACAGUUAACUUGACCUGCUAGAAUACGAUUCUCCCAUUUCGAAUGACUGUAUUGAUACUUGUGCGAUUACCCUAACAGUGUAGAUUAACGGAGGAGACUGUAGAGCCACUGUCAUAUACAAUCAUCCUCUUCAGUAUUUCUGGACUAGUAAUGCAAUCAUUAUCAUGCUGUGAAGUUAGUUUUGAGGCCAAAACAGAACUAUAUAGGAGCAUAUAGAAUGCUCUCCACCCCUACACACUCUCUCCCCAAACCUCAUCCAUCCCACUUAAGAGUUCCCUUACCUCCUCCUAUCAGGGUGUUUCCCGUACCCCAGAGAUCUCAUUGACUCCUGUACAAAAAGCUUGACCGCCUCAGCCCCUCAUCCGGGCCGGGCUUACCAAGAGCAUGUUGUCAUGACAACAGCAGGGAUUUGCUGCAACCCGAGUAGAGCAAGUGAGCUUUCAGAUAUACUGUAUGGGCUCAGACGAUGGAAUGGUGCAGGCAGCCCUUCUCCACUUCUCCCCAUGGCCUUCCCAUGCAAUAUAAUCUCCCCUCCAAAUCUGACUGGAUCACUUUUCUUUGCGGAUGAAAUGAAGCAACACCUUCACUUAGUCAAUAGUAUCAAAGUGCUGGUCCUUAGAUGGGGUUGAUGGUGUCUUCACAAAUACAUGUAUCCCUCUGUGAGAGCAGUCACAGGUUCUACAUCUCAUACAGUACAUGCACUUAUUGUCUAACAGUCAGCCCCUCCCGUCCCCACCACACGGUUAUAAUGCAAGACUACAGAAUGAAUUGAUCUGAUGUUGUAUUCCAAUUGCAAACAGGUAAGAUUUUUCUGUUAACAUGUCAUGAGACAUGAUAACAUGGUAACUUGUCAUGUCCUAUCAAAUCCUCCCUGAAUGGAGUUGCCUGUGCUGAAUGGAACAUUAACAUUGGACUGCCAUGUAGUGAGUCACAGAAGAAGUAACAUCUAACAUCCCUUAUAGUCUGGAUAAUAGAUUUAAUUAAUUAAUACAUUCUAAUCUAUUAACUGGGAGUCUAAUCUAUACUUUGAAAACUAUGUUAUUGUACUAGAGGCCCAUCUGUAGUGGUAAUAUAAUGUUUCAUUAGCUAAGUAGUGCACUAUGUCUUAAUCUACCCUUUAAUGGUUGGCCCAGAGAUCCCAUGUAGUCAUUAUGGCAGUGGAUGUCUGGUUUUGCAUGCCAUAGUCUAGUCUAACUAACUGCUUGCUGUUGUCUUGUCUGCUUGUCUUGUGUCUGUGUGUGGUGCUUGUUUGGAUGUCUUAUCUUGAUGUUGUCCAGCUCCAUCCUGUUACUGUAACUCUUGACUCACCAUCCAUGUCUCAGACUGUCCCGUCAGUCCUGUUGCUCAAUGCACAUACUGGAUAUAUCUGUUGGUUAUCUAUGUUGGAAGGUGUCUCUCCUAAACUGUUCUCUUCUUUUUUUUCUUCUUUUUGUUGUUGUUGUUUUCCAACUGUCAACUUUCUGCAAUGGCAGAGCAUCUUGGGAUUGAAUUUAUGGGUAUGGAACAAUCCUUCAUUUGAAUUCCCAGCUUGACUAGAGCUGUGUAUUAGAUCUACUUCCGUUCUGUUUGACAUGCUUCCAUUCCCUCUGGACUCUAAAGUAAAUGGUCCCAUUGAUUAACCAAUCAAUCUGUCAAUCAACCAUAACCGUAAGUCAUUGGGCUGAAAAACGCACUGGCCAUGCCCUGUGGAGCUGAACCUCCCUCUAACAUUAUCAUGGGUGUCCUGAUCUGCAGCCCUCAUCACUACAUGUACAAUACAUUAGACCAUGUAAACAAUCUGACAGGAGAGCAUGAGCUGGUUUCUUGAUGAGCUGGUUUCUUGAUGAGCUGGUUUUAAGGGAGUAUAGACUUGUAGAAUCAAUAUGAAAGCCUGCUUGAUUCAUGGAUCCUCCCAUAUGGAGUAGACUAGAUUCCCCCUCCGUCCAUCCUCUCCUCAGGCAGAAGUGGUGUCCUACUAGAGUGUGACUCCCUCUGGAAUCUUCUCUCCGGGUUUGAUGACUUCAGACUUAUCUGCGUAAGCCUCCGUGGCUCUCAGCGAGCCUGCUGUUUACGUCAGAAUAAACAGUGCGAGUGCGUAGUUUCAUGUGAUUCUGUUAGCACUCACCGGGCUAGUGUUAACACUAGUGUGAAUUGAAUUACAUUACUCGGAAAGAGUCGUAUAACCUCUCAGCCCUCCUUAGACACGUAAACACACACACACACAAAUAUACCUCCCUCUCUCUCUUUCACACUCUCCCUCUAUCUCUCUCGUACAUACACACACACACACACACACACACACACACUGUUCAGUACUUCCCGUACUGUACUUUUAAUUGAUAGUGAUGGCACAUGUUUUAAUGGUCCACCUAUUAUAAAGCAGGAACUGUACCAUGUUUCAACUUGUAUUAGCCAACGACAGAAUCCAUAGCCGCAUCAUUGACACACAGACAGGAGCUCAGGAUGAGUGCUGCAAAUAGGACACCCAUGUUCUCCUCUAUCAACCAAAGCCUUCAGGGUUUGCUUCAUGUUUUCCCCUCCUCUACCUCUGCCCCCUGUUAGCAUGCUAUGCCAGGUUUACAGUUGACUACCCCCCCCCCCCCCCCCCCCCAACAUCUUAACUGUGUUAUUAUCCUCAUCUCCUCAACACUUCACCUCUAACCUCUAUCCUCCUCUCAUUUGAAACCUCACUAUACUUGUUUGUAAGUCAACCUUCUCUGUUCUACCUGCACCCAUUCAUUUCUUUACUAUGGUUGAGAAUUGUCUGUAAAAGUAGAAUGCUUUGUGUGACUGUGCUCUUUUUAAUUAAGUUACUGUGGUAUGAGCAUGUCAUACCUUAUUUAGAGCAUACAGAAAUAGUCUGUUCUUUCAGUACCUCCUUUCCCGAGGAAUUGCCUGUGAUACUAGAGUUGUAUAUUUUCUUAUGAGACCUCACUGUAAAAAAAAAAAUGGUGGAACUACAUUCAGGUAUAUUUGUGUGAGGCUCCGAGAAUGUUUCCUCUCACUGUUGAAAAUUCUUUAUCGCUAGAUAACAACCAAUACGGCUGACCUAUUGCUCUUUUCCACUAUAAAUAAAUAGUAGCCUUGGUGAUUUAUUUAUAGUGACAGAAAACAGAGUUGCAGCGACAGGCUGAUGUAAAAUGGCCUGUGCUGCUGGUGAACGAAGGGAGUGGGUGAGAGAGAGAGAGGCAACCUCAGAUGGGAGGAGCUGUACAAAUGCAAUUCAUUUUUAUUACAUUAUUUAUCACAGGCCCACUACUACCAUCAGUAUUUCCCUUGUUCCCUUGUAUUUCCCUUGUUCCCUCGUAUUUCCCUUGUUCCCUCCACUCUCCCCUGGUUAAGCCACAUCCUCCCCUCCUCACAGGAGCAUUUCUAUGGGAAAGGAAAGAGGUUGAAAAUACAUUUUAGUUAAAUGUUUUGUAACAUUACAUGUAAUAACAAUAGUUAAACAAAUCUUAUUUUUUGCAUUCAUUUGUGUUAUACUAGAGAGCGUUGAAUGUAGAGCAUGUUCAAAGCCUGCAGGGACCCCUUACCUGCGAUUCUGCUUGUUUGAGUGCCUCAGUGUAAAAUGGUCUAGCAGAACGGACAGUGAGAGGAUGAGAGGCCUCUAUGUAGCUGAGUGUUGAUCUGAUGGGCUAUUCGUCAGAAGCGAUCCCUUGGAUGAAUGAGGCACUCUUACAAUCAGAGCAGCAGAUUUGGGACAGUGUUUCUGUUUCAACCUGUUUUGGGUAGACCUCCAUUAGAGUGAUGCUUCUAUAACAGUGAUCCAUAACAGCGACAUGAGUUACAGUAAACCCAGCCCAACCAUUCACACUGCAUUUACACAACACGUAUGCUACAGUAAUUAACAUGAAUUUAAUAUCAUUUCUAGAGAAUGCUGUACAAAUUCCCAGUUAAUGUCAGCCAUCUAAAUGUCAAACAUUUUGAGCGCGUUUCUAAUAAGUACCCCAGGCAUCUUGUUUGGUUAAGGAUGUUGAAACAACAAUUAUUCCAAUAAUAACAAUUCAUAUUUACUAGCUUUAACUGGCUUAUAUUAUGUCUAUUGCUUUGAUACACGUACAGAGCGAGAGCAGCAUCUGCUGUAUUGGUUAGUGUAGGAGUAUAGAACCUGUGGAGACAGGAGGAGGGGUGUGGGAUCAGGAUAUGGUGUGAAGGGAUACAGAUUAUGUGUUAACAGCUUCAACUUCAAGGGACUGAUGUUGUUUUGUUCUUUUUUCCUUGUACUGUGUGUGUGUGUGUGUGUGUGUGUGUGUGUGUGUGUGUGUGUGUGUGUGUGUGUGUGUGUGUGUGUGUGUGCGUGCUGUCCACAGAGGCGGAGGAGCUCUAUCAGAAAAGAGUCCUGACAAUCACGGGUAUCUGCGUGGCUCUGUUGGUGGUGGGAAUCGUGUGUGUGGUGGCCUACUGCAAAACCAAGUAAGCCAGCCCAGGGCAGUAUACAAUAGGUUUAGCUGUGUUCGAUAGACCCUAGCAUAGACGGUUAUCUCAACUCCAGUGCUAUGUGAGUGACUGGGGUAUUCUUCCUCCACAGGAAACAGAGGAAGAAGAUGCACAAUCACCUGCGGCAGAACAUGUGUGCAGAUCACCCCAACCGGAACCUAGCGAACGGACCCAAUCACCCAGGACCUGGCCCUGAGGAGAUACCCAUGGUAGAUGUGAGUCAAACAUCCAUUGAUUAUUUUACUGACUGAUCUGUUAUGAUUAAUGGAUGGAUAAGUUGAUUUUUUAUUUAUAUGUUCGUUUGUGGAGUUUUUGUACUAUAGGAUACAUAAUUUUACUUUCCUAUAGUAGACCAUGUGUACUCUCUUGAAGGGUAGUGAUGUCACAGGUUAACUGCCUUCAAUAACUAAGCCUCUCCCUCCAGAACACACACACGGUCAAUCAACAGAGCUUCAAAUCUGUCAGGACAGUCUUUGUAGUAGUAAUGUGCGUAAAGUUACAUAAUUUCAUACCAUCUCUCCAAACCCUUUCUCUGUGUGUUUUAGUAUAUCUCAAAGAAUGUGCCUGCAACAGAGCGAGUCAUACGGCAUGGAACAGUGGCCUCUUUCCCCGGCAGCCAUGCGUCUUCCAGAUCUCACAACUCCUAUACCCAUGCCCAUUCAUCCACUCACAGGUAACCCCGCCCUCACUCAACAUCCACCUUACACUCUACACGCACUACAGGUAAAUGUUUUGACAUGCACAUCCACACACACAGGAGAAUUCACACAGGCAUACACCUACACCCUAGACAAUACUCUGGUUGAAACCUAUGUUUUGGUCCUCUCUUAUCUCAGACACGAGGAGCGGACGUGGAGCCUGGAGCGGACUGACAGUGUCCUCUCGGACUCGCCGGGCAUGACGUCGUCCUCCGUGGGGACCAGUAAAUGCAACAGUCCUGCGUGCAUGGAGGCCAGGGAUAGACGUGCCGCACACUGUGGCUUUACUGUGCCCCACCGGCCGGGCCUGCACUACGGAGACUCGUUCGACUCGCUGGGGGACUCUCCACACAGCGACAGGUGGGAAAGGAAUAGGCCCAUCUCUGUGGUUAUGGCACUGGGGCAUGUUCUAGUGCCCACCGUAGGAGGCCUCGUUUUACAGCUGGCUCUCUAUCAGCCCCUGGAGGCCAGCGAGGGUACUUUGAAAGCGUCAAUGGCAACUACUACUCUACCAUAGUCAGACAGGAUGAGUUAGGCCAGGCAGGCCUCAAAAUUGCUACUGUUUUUGUGUCCUGUUCUGAUAAAGGAUAAAGUAGGUAUAUUAAAAUUCAGUUAUAUCCAGUUGUAUUUUGCUAUAUUAAGGUCAAAAGUGUUUUGCGUGUCAAAGCCGGUCAACAGGAGAGAGCCCACAUACAGCUGUAUUUCUUGUGAAGAAUUUGCUAUGUCAAGCCCACUGUUCUGUACUGUACUCCCCUAACUCUGUAUGGCAGCAAAACAGGAGGCUGGAUACCGUAAGGGCUUCAUUAAGACAAGGAGAGUAGAACAACAGAUCUGAUCUCUGGGGUGGAGCUCUAGCGAGCAGGUCUCUGGUGUGGCUGUGGUUGUCAACUCUACUGUGAUCUCCGCCCUGGGUUGCUGUAUGCCUAAAGAUCGAGCACAGAUGUUAUUGUAGGGACACAUCUUCAUCUUUUCCAGAGGUUUAGCGAAGUUUACAGAACUUUUGUUUCUAUUCACUCAUUUUAGCUGGAACCACUCAUUUGUUUCAAUUAAGAUGGUAAGAUUUUAGUUUUAGAGUGUUUAAGUUAGUGAGAGUGAGCUCAGCUAAUAGCUACGGUGGGUUAUAAUUAACAUUUGACUGAACAAUGCCAGGCAGCGUCACAAUGCUAAUCUUUCCAACAGGAUUACAGUGGAAUGGUGAUUACCUUUAUUUUAGAUUUGCCAUUGGAUCUUUCAGAUGCUUUCUCCUAAAGUGUAUACUGUGUUUUUCCCCAGUGCCAUAUAACAUAUGAAGGAAGAUGGACUGUACUGGGGGAGAGGGACACUAGUUUAAUGGGACAUAUCUACACGUUGUACAAUAUAAACAUUAAAACACCUCAAAAUUCAGCACAACACAGCAACACACACACUGAUGUUUUCCCUAGAUAUAAGCCUUCUCUAAGGCUAAAGGCAGUGUUGGGGAGUAUUGAACUACAUGUAGGCUAGUUCAACUAGGCAUUUAACUACAUUUUGCAGUAGCUUGGUGGUAGCUUAACUAAAUUAAAAUCUUGGUAGUGUUUUCAGUAGUUAAUAACUUUUUUGCCGUGUAGCAGUGUAGCUAACUACUGGAACUACACACUACUUUUUUUUUGGCACAAAUCUAAUAAAAUAUGGGUGAGGUAGGCAAGAAUUUCCUUUCUUUUUCAUCGUUUUUAUGUUUAAUAAGCUAAAUAACACUUUCUGUUAUUAUGACCCCAAAGUGAUGUGAUCCUUGCAAUUUGUAGUCAAUGACAUUUCAGAUUUACAUAUGAUAAUUUUUCACAAAGUAGUUUGGAUGUGGUGAACUACUUUUUCAAAUAAACUUUAGUUAAGUGAACUUUUUGUUUCUUAAGGGUAGCUUUAGUGUAGCUUAACUUCUUCCAGUGUGAAGUAAUUGGUAGCUUGGUUAACUAUAUUUUCAGAGUAGCUUCCCCAACACUGGCUAAAGGUCACAUUAACCAAUAAGAUGAACGCAUUCAUGAACAUAACAAAGAUAUAGCAAACUGACUGUACAGACAAACAGGAUAUCACAAACACCAUCCACACACAACUGACAAACCUCUGCACACUAACUCAACAACAUUUCUUACUGCUGUUUGUGGAUGGUGGGUCCCUGUCCCACGUCACUCUGUUAGACAUGACAUCUAACUCAGCUGCUGCUGUUUGGCCUGGUCCUCUCUCUCCUCUCCCUGCCCUUCUCCUCCCCACUCCCCACCCCAUCUUCACCCUCACCACAGGUAUGUGUCGGCCCUGACGACGCCGGCCCGCCUCUCUCCAGUGGACUUCCAUUACUCACUGCCCCCGCAGGUGCCUACCUUCCAGAUCACCUCCCCCAACACCAGCCAGGCCAUGUCCCUUCCGCCAGCCGCCCACACCCCCUACCCUCUGGAAGAUGACCAGCCUCUGCUGCGGCGCUACCAGGUGCCCCUGCACGAUGUCCAGCGCCAGGAGCCCUAUCGGCAGCAGCGACGCACCUACCUGAACGACAGCACGGGCAGCCUGCCAUCCAGCCCCUACCGGCUGGCUGAGGAAGAAGACUACGAGACCACGCAGGAGUACCUCUCCUCCCGAGAGCAACCAAAGAGAAGUGGGUCAGGCAGCGGUGGUGGUGGGGGUCGGCGCUUGCGGAGGUCCAGGCUGAACGGCCACGUAGCGCCGCGAGGAUAUGAGGCAUCACGGGACUACGGCUCUCGCAGCUGCCUGACGGACAGCGAGUCGGAGGAGGAGGAGGGCGAGAGCACGCCCUUUCUCAGUAUGCAGAAUAUGAAUGCCGAGCCCUCCACCAUCUACAGGCCGGCCGACAGUCGGACUUCUCAGUCGCACUCUUCGGGGCGGCACGGUGCACGCGGGAACGUACAGACCAGACAGACGCACUCGCGGUCCAAACCGGACAAUGCACCCCAC